AAAUGCUUGUGUAGUCUAUGAUACUUUGUCUAUGUUUAACACGGAAAGAACACGGCGAAGCGUUUUUGGACAAAAAUCUAACGUUUUUGGUUGCUUUGCUUGUUCAAAUAGGACAAAUUAAAGAAGAUUUAAACCUUGGACUUCGUUAAUCAAAGACGAAAGUAUUGGAGUAGUGAAGAUGGCAGUGAACGUUUAUUCAACGAACGUGACUUCUGAGAAUUUGUCACGACAUGAUAUGUUGGCGUGGGUGAACGACUGCCUGCAGUCGAAUUUCGCCAAGAUUGAGGAACUUUGCACAGGCGCUGCUUACUGCCAGUUCAUGGACAUGUUGUUCCCGAACAGUGUGCCCAUGAAAAGAAUUAAGUUCAAAACAAAUUUAGAACAUGAAUACAUACAAAACUUCAAAAUACUACAAGCUGGUUUCAAAAAAAUGGGUGUUGAUAAGGUAAUACCAGUGGACAAGCUGAUAAAAGGGAGAUUCCAAGACAAUUUUGAGUUUUUACAGUGGUUUAAAAAAUUUUUUGAUGCCAAUUAUGAUGGGAGGGAAUAUGAUGCUUUUGAGGCACGUGGUGGCAUCACUAUCGGGUCAGGGGCUUGUGAAUCAGGAGUGCCGUUAUGUGGGGCAGUGCAGGUGCCACCGCCACCCAGGGCUGCCCGCCGCCCAGCUCCUAUGCACCAUUCCGGCAUUGGUAAAGCAAACAGCACAGUAAGAUCUCCACCAGUUAAUUUAGCCAGAAUAAAUCAAAGUGCUAAAGGAGACUCGAAAGUUAUUGACGAAUUAAAUCUUCAGAUAAAUGAAUUGAAAGCAACAGUUGACGGCCUCGAGAAAGAGAGGGACUUCUAUUUUGGUAAACUCCGGGAUAUAGAGGUGAUCUGUCAAGAAAUGGAAGAACAGCAGAAUGCUCCAAUUGUUCAGAAGAUUUUGGAUAUCUUAUAUGCAACUGAGGACGGAUUCGCGCCUCCAGAGGAAAUAGACGGCGACAACCCACACCCGCCGGAGGAAGACGAAUAUUGAAUAUCAAUGUAUUUACGCGUAUCAUAGUGCUCUUUGUAUAUUACAUAUAUCAAAUCGAAAUUAUCUCGCUUUACAAUCAUCGACAGUAUCGAGUGCUUAGUAUUUCACAGCCAAUGAGUCGUAUAUUGAAUCAUGUAGGUUAAAUGUUUGGAAACAGUGGCCCUAAAAUGGCUUAAUGUAGCUAAUGUUUACAAAUACCUGCACAUUAGAUGUAAAAUGUAUAAUAAUAAAAUUUUACAGUUAUAAGGCUUGUUACAAUUACGACUAGUUGUUGUAAACAUAAACAUGCAAUGUUAUAUUGUAGGUUAUUGUUUCUGAAGAUUAGUUAUAAUAUUUAGCUGUUCUCUGUGUGUAUUGGCCUUUUGACUAUUUAUAAAAGUAUUUGAUGCGCAUUCGCGUCUUUUCCUGUUUCAGAUCUACAUCAGGCAAUGGACAACCCAUUGGACGAUGUAGAUGUGAAACAGGAAAAAACUUUAUUGAUCAAAAAUUGUCAUAUGCACACUCUGUAAUUAUUAUUUUAUACAAAUUCACGUGGCUGUGUCAUAACUAAGUGCAUUCCUUCUCAUGGGAGCGUAGUUUCUUGACAGAUAUUAUUUCUCAAUUCUUUAUGCUCUCCAUAUCCUGCUAAUUGAGUAAUAAUUAUAAAGCUACAUAGAUGCGAUGAAGUUUGACUGUGGAAUUUAUGAAAGCUGUCUUCAUUUUGGGCCACUGGUGCCUAUAUAAAUGUGCAUUUAAUAGGUUGUUAAAUUAUUGGAAGAGAUUUACUGUUAAUUGUUUAAUUCUGUUAUAGUAAUGACGCAGUUAAAUAAAAUUAUGAUAUUCGGUUCUAAAUUAUACCAUUUUUAAACCGUUUUAGUAACAACUGAAUAAUAAUUAGAUCUGAAAAUAACUAACAAAAUUUAACUUGUGAUUACCGUUAUGUGGUUAAAAUGGGUAAUCGCUAAUUGGUUCCAGGUAGUGUGAUAUUUACAUGACCAUUAUUUAGGUUAAUCAAAAUACAAGACUUAAACUUUGAAUUUUGCACUAUUAUAACUAACUUUAAGAGGUGUACUAAUUAAUACAUUAUAAUUCAACAUAUUUUUAUUUAGUAGAUUAUUACAUUCUUUAGACGCGUCGAAGAUACUAACGACUUGUUGGCGCAAAAAGAUGUUAUUCGCUGGUUAAGAUAAAUAGAUAAUUAAUUUAUUUACUUUAGCAUUCAUAAAUUGCCUUAACAGCAGAUUAUUAAUUGCCUCUGGUUUUCAGAUUGUGAAUGUCUUAUCGAAUAAAAUAAUAACUUUAUUAAAA
Spodoptera litura is the source of this 2302-nucleotide messenger RNA. RefSeq names its product microtubule-associated protein RP/EB family member 1 (gene Eb1). Gene Ontology annotation, molecular function: microtubule binding. Lineage: Eukaryota; Metazoa; Arthropoda; Insecta; Lepidoptera; Noctuidae. The record is from RefSeq and is a predicted model, not a curated record.